AUGCUUUUCGACCGGCGCCGCAGGUUCCGGCAGGACUACAUCGAGCAGAGAUGCGCUCGAUGUAUAUCCGUAUGCAACUCCUACGGGCUCUUCAACCUGCCCUGCCGCAACCAGAACAGAGUUGAGAUCAGCACCUCCGGGGAGUUCCUGCUGUGCUCCAGCAGAUCUUGCUUCUGCGUGAUACACGUGCCAUCGGAGAUCUACAGUGACCGUUCCGUGAGAAGACGCGGGGAAGAGUUCACGCCCUGCUCAUGCAACGCCAGCAGCGCGUCGUGCCCCUCGCCGUCACCAUGCGAGGUGUCACUCACGAAGCCGUUCACGUACAAGUCGAAGUGCAAUGACUGCGUGUGGUACACCGUCGACGAUGGCAUCUUCCUCUCUGCGGGUGACUCCAUGGUCAACGUGUGGGACCUCAACGUUCUGGAUAUCGCAUACACGUUCGGCCUGAAGCUGUCAACUGUGAAAAGGUUGGCGGUGGAGAAGUCGAACAGCACGAACCCCCUCAUCGCAGCCGGCCUCGCCUGCGGGUCCAUCGCAACAUGCGACAUGCGCGCCGGGACCACGUUCAACUACAGCAACGUGAAAGUAAACGCGGAAGUCACGGCGUUAUCUUUCCAGCCGCAUAAUCAAUAUCUGUUGGUAGCUGGCUACGAGGACACGUCGGUGUGCGUCUGGGACCUGCGGCGGCACAACAGACCGCUGGUAUCGCUGGGCAACCGGGGGAGUUCCGACAUCCUAUCCAUCGUGCACGGCUGCAGCGUGGCAUACGGCGAGAACGGAGGUGCCCUGUCCAAACCCCGAGAACUACCCAUCGCACUGUCUCAGGAUUUCGAAAAUGAAGACCAAAUAUGGUCCUACGUCAUGGGGACCACAAAGGGCCCGUCCAUCAAAGCGCAAGCAUCUCGGGAAGGCCCAUUGUCGCCGGCAGUUUCGGCUAAACAGUCCGAGGCGGAUUCUGUCCUGGGGAUCAAAAUUGGAGCCGGGCCAAGUUUGCCGCUGGACAGGCCGCCGCCCAAAACCAAGCGGCUUAGGAGCACGGUCUCUGUGACUGACCUGUUGAUGGGGAUGGACUCGAGUGCAGCGACUUCCACAUCCUCCAGCAGUGCAGCGUCCAGGGUGCCACAGCGGAGGACAAGAGGCCCGGCGGGCAGCAGCCUGAUGGCGAAGUACAAGCUUGUCGACCACAACAGGCGCCUGUACUCCGGUCCCGAUUCGACAGCACGGCCGGAGGCGCAACCCAGUGACGCUGGCCCUAGCCCCGUGCGUCCGCCGAGCACGGCACGCGGCCCGAAGACGCCCAAGUUCAAAGAACGAGGAAUGCCGACGGCGAUUGAAUGCAGCCCUGAGGGCAACUUCCUAUUCGUCGCACGUCACAAGGGCCACGUCGAGCAGUAUGACGGCAAGAACUACCGCGCCAUCAACCAGUUCGACAUCGACAGCCUCACCAAGCCCUACCAGACCGGCAGUCCGAAGAGCUAUGCGCAACGAAUGCAGCUCCACUCCAUCGCCAACGGCGACUACUUGCUCUUCAACGUCAGGGAGCAGCUGGCGGUACUGGACGUCCGCAAGGGCGCGCUGUUGAACGUGGUUGCCCUCCAGUGGGAGAACCACGAGUCUAUAGUGGAUGCAGGCGCCUCCAACGCCUCGGAUACCGUCCAGAUGGCGCAGAAGUACGUCACCGACUUCGCCGCCAUGAGGAGCAGGCAAGAUGUGUACGCGAUAAAUGAGCGCGGAGAGCUUUUUGUCUUACACCCAGACAAACGGGUGAUUUUCCGAACGCACGAAGAAGGAAGACAGCGUCAGCCUAACGGCCCGGAAGACAGAUGGUUAUAG
Molecule: messenger RNA, 1833 nt
Organism: Babesia bigemina
Lineage: Eukaryota; Apicomplexa; Aconoidasida; Piroplasmida; Babesiidae
Exons: 8
Coding region: 1-1833 (610 amino acids)
Biological process (GO): protein polyubiquitination; proteasome-mediated ubiquitin-dependent protein catabolic process; transcription-coupled nucleotide-excision repair
Cellular component (GO): nucleotide-excision repair complex; Cul4A-RING E3 ubiquitin ligase complex
Molecular function (GO): protein binding
Source: RefSeq, a predicted model, not a curated record